AUGGGAGUAAAGAAAAAAGGUGACAAAAAAGGAGUCAAAAAAGGCAAGGCAAAGAAAGAGCCAGAAAAUCCUCUAGCUAAUUUAUCAGUUGAAGAGCAAUAUAAUGCUAGACUAGUUGAAUGGAGAUCACUUCAGCAAAUUCUAAUCCAAGAAACUGAAGCAGCUGAUAGAGAAAGAGCUUCUGAAAACGAACUAAGAGCCAAAGUUAAUAUACUCUGUAAUGAUUUAUAGCUUAAUGGAUGAAUUCUUCCUAUUUCCCAGCUAUAGAAAAUAAUUACUAUGGAAAUCUGGCCUUUAGAUUGCUUCUAAUAAGGAUAAAUUUAGCCAAUAAGUUAUAGAAGAAGAAAAGAAAAGGACUUGGGACGUCACUUGUGACAUGACCAGACAAUAUAAAUCAAUGCAACAAGAAAAAGAUGAAAAAAUCAAAGUUUUAGAAGAAAGAAUUGAACAAAACCAAGUGAAAAUCCAGCAAAGAGACUCGCAGCUGCAAGAAAUUAUGAAAGAAAAAGAAGGAGUUUUGAGAGAGAAAGAAGAAGAAGUUAAGGAGCUAAGAAAGAAAAUUGAUGAUAUGUCUUCUAGGUUUGCAAGCAUACUUAAGGAUACUCUUGAUCAGAUGAAAGAAAAAAUUGAGAUGGUCAACAAAAACUGGGAAGAAGAAAUGGAAGUUCCUAUGCUCAAAAAACUUGAAGAUUUUGCUCAUUAG
Messenger RNA from Blepharisma stoltei, 703 nucleotides. The record is from the annotation of a GenBank genome assembly. Lineage: Eukaryota; Ciliophora; Heterotrichea; Heterotrichida; Blepharismidae.